AUGGCACAGCGGAUGAUUGUCUCCGGCGCUUCGUCUGCUGCUUAUUACAUCGGGGACGCUCUGCAAACCGCCUUUUGGCUGUUCAAGAAGCCGCUGGGUGUCCUUAUUUUUGUUAUGGGCCUGGCGGUCCUUUGUAACUACGUCGUUGGAAAGAUCGGUGAUAUGCUUUCCCCCCUUUGCUUGGUUCCAGUCAUUUCAACCACCAUGUUCUGCGUUCAUCGCACAACAUUCUCACCCACCGUGAACAAAGUGCCACACUUGGCGGACCUCGACAAAUUGAUCGAGCUGCAUGGCAACUUUGGGGGCCUCCUGGAUACAAACGCGGACGCGGGCGCAAUAGGUACGAAGCUCCUGCAGGCGGAGAUUGCGACGCGCGACCUGGUCACGCUCGUGCGUGUCAGUGACCUGCGCAGUCGAGACAUGCUCGCAGGAGCUCUGAUGCAGUUUGUGGAGGAUGCGAAGAGGACAGGAGAAGGAUUACAUAGUCUGAAUGCAAAGGUCAACGGCGCAGUAGAUCGCAUCACGGCCAUGAACGAUUACGCCAUGAGCACAAUAUCUGCCGCGGCGGUCGAUGGCAGUCCGUUGUCGUGGAUCGCUACCAUUUUUGCGUUUCACUCCGGCACUCCGGCCGUCAUUGUCCAGUCAUACAGAGAUGUAAUGGAAACACUGGCAGCGGAGACUGAGCGCGCGCUCCUGGAGGCAUCUGUCAGCGCCGCAAACCUCGAGAGGCUCCAAGAACACCUUCUCACAAUUCACGAAAUCUGCAUGAGGGAGGGGCUCUCCCUGAGUGCCGCGCGCGCAAAGCUGCUUUCCGAGCUAUGGUCGAUUCUCGGUGGAAACCGCGACGCGCUGCGCAAGGCCGAGGGACGACUUGCCCUCCUUGCGGAAGUCGACCAAUAUCGCAAACAGGCUCUCGACCAUGUGGUCAUGACGCGCGACGUGCUCAAGAAGGUGGCGGCGGACGUGGAGGAGCUGAGGGACCGCUCGGCCGCACCUCAGAUUGUCGGUGAGCGCGUGCCGGUGGAGGUUUUGAUCCGAAGCAUUGGCCAAGGCAUCGAGAGGCUGCAGGAAGGGCGUCAGCGAGCGAGCGGGGGACGGCAUGUAAUGAACAGAUUAUUGGCGGCGUCCAACAACGAUUUCGGCGGCAAAAGGGUUUGA
Messenger RNA from Fomitopsis serialis, 1158 nucleotides. RefSeq lists its product as uncharacterized. Lineage: Eukaryota; Fungi; Basidiomycota; Agaricomycetes; Polyporales; Fomitopsidaceae. The record is from RefSeq and is a predicted model, not a curated record. The transcript has 2 exons. The coding region runs from base 1 to 1158 and encodes 385 amino acids.